AUGGAUAUCGUUUCAGCUAAAAUUCCUGAUAUUCGCGGAGUGUUUCAUCAUGUUAAUGCAUUAGCUACACAGCUACGUCAACAUGUACAACAAGUGGCUAGUACACAAAGUACUAAUACCGAAUCAAACAUCCCUGGCGAAGGUAUAACAACACGUACUUUGUGCUCAAAACGAAUAAAAUUCAAAUGUUUCCAAAUGCUUACUCGUAUUCUCUGUCAGACAUCGCCGCCUGAAACUACUGCAAAGCAGCAACUGCUAGAAUAUUGUCGUCAGGCUAACAUUGCCGAAGAAUUUGGUGAGUAUGAACAGCUUGAAGAAUUUGAAAAUGAGUAUGAUGCUGAUAAGUCAGUUUAUUGGUAUACACGUGAAUCAUUUCUGUUUCGAUUAUUGAGCAAAGCAGCUCGACAGUGGGAUGUCGACGUGCUGCUUGAUUUCGGAUUCUAUAUAUCCAAUCUUGACAAACAAUUGAGACAAUUACAUCGAGAACAACAAACUCGUUUUAUGACUAAUAAUCGGUUAUUUCGUGUCUAUCGUGGGCAGUUUAUGAAUAUGAGUGAACUUGAAAAACUUCAAAAUAAUAUUGGUAGUUACAUAUCAAUUAACACGUUUUUGUCAACUACCGAAGAUUACGAAUUUGCUCUUUGUUACGCUCAAUCACCUACCGACAUGUAUGAAAAUGUUUUGUUUGUUAUCGAUAUUGAUACGACUGCUGAUGUUAUGAAAUCGUUUGCACAUAUUGAAAAUUUAAGCGCAUUUAAGUCUGUGAAAGAAGUGCUUCUUACCACAGGAACAGUAUAUCGAAUUCGUUCCAUUAAAAGAACAACCGGUAUUGAUAAAGAUAAUGUGUUUGUUAAUUACUGGAAAAUUCAUCUUAUAACUUGUAAUAGCGAAAAUAGCUUUAGUAGCGAUGAUUUUGACAUCAUAAUAUUACACCUGAUAGAUAUUUUACGUCAUUUAUCGUCGAAAACCAAUACUAUGAAUGAAAUGAUGUUAAAACGAUGUCGAUCAUAUUGUAUGAGAAAUGCCGUUGAACUGCAGAAAAUUGAUUGUUUUGAAAAAAAGGUAUCGCUCAGGUGA
This is a messenger RNA of Didymodactylos carnosus, 1077 nucleotides long. The record is from the annotation of a GenBank genome assembly. NCBI's taxonomy places the organism in Eukaryota, Metazoa, Rotifera, Eurotatoria, Philodinida, Philodinidae.